Messenger RNA from Aplysia californica (California sea hare), 1413 nucleotides. Its product is annotated as somatostatin receptor type 1-like. Gene Ontology annotation, cellular component: membrane. NCBI's taxonomy places the organism in Eukaryota, Metazoa, Mollusca, Gastropoda, Aplysiida, Aplysiidae. Bases 1 to 1413 code for a protein of 470 amino acids. Gene Ontology annotation, molecular function: G protein-coupled receptor activity. The record is from RefSeq and is a predicted model, not a curated record. Gene Ontology annotation, biological process: G protein-coupled receptor signaling pathway. The transcript has a single exon.
AUGAGCUUAGACGGGAGACCAACUGUGGACAUAAUGCCCGCUCCCCUUGACAUCCCAGCCCCGCCCCCUGGAGGAGGAGCCCCACCCCCUAGAGGACCUCCCCCAAUCACAGCCGACAUGGACAUUUUAAUUGACAAGUCUGUCUACGACGUGGUCGAGGCUGUCUUUAACUGCGGACUCAUUAAUUUGGUCUGUAUGCUAGGAGCUUUAGGAAACGUACUCAACAUUUACGUGUUGUCCAAACAUGGUCUCCAAAGCAGCAUCAACAUCGUGCUGUUUUCUCUUGCCGUUGCCGACCUCCUCCUCUUACUGACCCUUCCUCUGAGGAAAAUCUCCCUCAUCAUCGCUUACUUUGACGAAGCUUAUGCACUGACUUUCGAAGCAUAUGUAAUUUGUUACCAGUUCCUGACCCUGAACCGCAUCUGGGCCCUUAUCUCCCACACCCAUGUGGUCAUAAUCGCCGUGGAGAGAUUCCUAGCUGUCUACUUCCCCUUCAAGGUCGGACAACUCGUGUCCCCGGUCAAGAUGAAGAUCAUUACGGUGUGCACACACGUGAGCUGGUACGUUCUGCUCACACCAAUGUUCACAAUGUUCAAGCUGAUCUGGGUGAGGCAUCCUGACUUAAACGCAACGGUCGCCAUCCCUGGAAUCUCUGACUUUUACUUUGAACACGAGCUGGCCUUCAACUUCUACAUUAGCUUCAUAGUCAACCUACUAACGGGAGGCUUGCAGCUGAUCUUCGUCCUUAGUUGUAGUGUAGCGGUCGCUAUAAAAAUCUCCAAGAUGGGCAGGAAAAGACAGGCCAUGAUAUCUUCUGCCCCAGGAGUUCUGAGCAGUAUUGCUCUGGGCCACACCACAUCAGUCAGGACCUUAUCCAGCGUAGUCGAGUCGCAACAAGGCUCGUUUCCCAAGUCUGAUCCCAGCACGAAUGACAAAGAAAGGGAUAGAGUUACUGCAGGCCAGGGAGACAAUGCAGACGAGGAAGCACGUGACCUGACACACAAGCAGCCACAGGAGCAGCCUCUUGGACAGACACUGGAACAAUCAAAAGGGAAGCCACACGUUGGUAGCAGAUCUACCUCAUAUCUUUGGGGAGCAAAAGACGAGAAGAGUGUCAGUUCGUCAGGUCACACCCGUGCCUCCACUCGUGUGGACUUGAAGGUCGUGCGCAUGCUUUUAGUCGUAUGUCUGGUCUAUCUCUGUUUCGUGUUUCCCACGUUUUUCCUGUACGUUUUCCAGUACGUGUUUCAGGAGAUGAAGAGCCCGUAUUGGCAUCGCGUAAACUUCGUGGCUACCUCUGUGCAUAUGUUGCUCCUAGCCCUUAACUCGGCAACAAACUUUAUUGUCUAUGUUGCCACCUCACAGAAGUUUUAUACAACUCUUAAAGCUAUCUUCGUUAAACGUUCGAAAUAA